AAUCUAUAAGGUCAUCUGUAGGUCUGGCCUUCCCCUUGCCUUGUUCUAGGAGUGCUGGAGCAGAUUUAGGUUGACCAUGGAUCGUGUAAAUUAAGAAAUGUUUCUUUUGUUAUGAUGAAGACGGGGAUGAUAGGCAGGUGUUUAUACGUUUCCAGCAAGCAUCGAUUACAGAUUACAACAAUCUGCUAAAUCCUUUUUCCUGAAGUUCUGUGUUUAAAGAAAAUAAUAAAGCCCAAAGAGAGGGCUGUGGGAAACUUAAUGUUUACCCAGCUGAUCAAAAUCACCUGGACUCCAUGAUGGCAUCUUGAUGUGGGAAAGAGAAAUUCUUUUUGGAUGAUUUAACUUACUGCAAGAUAUUCCUGAAAUGUAACACAAGAAGAAGAAUCUUCAGUGUAAAUCAGUCGCCAUACCGUAUUCUUCCACAGAGGCCUCAUGUCACAAUCUUUCUAAUCUUCUGCAUUAAAUACUGGACAGACCAAAGUGUUUAAGAAGACAGAAGUGCUUACAUAGAAAUUACUCUCUGUGAUGGGAGAGUUACAAAUUAAGCACCUCUUUUGGGGGAUUUUUCUUGAGCCUGGGGGCACAUUCCAAGCAGUGUUCCUCUUUCUCUUGAUUCCUUGUUCCUUAACUGUGGAUUACAGGGCAGCACCAAUUAUACCAAAUACAACUUUCCUUUGGGUCUGGAAUGUCCCAACUGAAGCUUGUGUAGGAAACGUUCAGGAUCCAAUAGACCUGAGCUUCUUCUCUUUCGUCGGAAGCCCCCGGAAAACUGCCACAGGGCAGCCCAUCACACUCUUUUAUGUUGAUCGACUUGGUUUGUAUCCUCACAUAGAUACAAAACAAGUAGAACAUCACGGAGGAAUACCUCAGAGGGGGGAUUUGCAAAGUCAUUUGGUCAAAGCUAAGGGUGACAUAGAACAUUACAUUCCAGUAGACAAUGUGGGCUUAGCUGUCAUUGACUGGGAAGAAUGGAGGCCCACAUGGUUGAGAAACUGGAAACCUAAGGAUAACUACAGGAAUAAGUCUAUUGAAUUGGUCCAGUCAAUGAAUGCAGGAAUUAGUAUCUCAGAAGCCACCCAGAAAGCCAAAGAACAAUUUGAAAUGGCAGGAAAGAAUUUUAUGGAAAGAACUUUACAACUGGGGAGAUUCCUUCGGCCAAAACACCUUUGGGGUUUUUAUCUAUUUCCUGAUUGUUAUAACAAUAAAUUUCAAGACCCUAAAUAUGAUGGGCAAUGCCCUGAUGUGGAAAAGAAAAGGAACAAUGAUCUUAAUUGGCUAUGGAAAGUAAGCACUGGCCUUUACCCAUCUGUCUAUUUGAAGAAAGACUUGAAGUCAAAUCGACAAGCUGCCCUCUAUGUCCGCUACCGAGUUGUGGAAUCUAUCAGAGUGUCCAAGGUUGGGGAUGAAUUGAAUCCAGUCCCAAGUUUUGUCUACAUCCGUCUUGUUUUCACUGAUGCUGUCUCUGAAUACCUUCAAGAGGAUGAUCUUGUGAAUACAAUUGGUGAAAUUGUUGCUCUUGGUCCGUCUGGAAUUAUAAUAUGGGAUGCUAUGACUAUAGCACAACGUGCGGAAGGUUGCCCAAUCCUACAUAAGUACAUGAGGACGACCCUGAAUCCAUACAUACUCAACGUCACCCUAGCAGCCAAAAUGUGCAGCCAAACUCUUUGUAAUGAGAAAGGCCUGUGUUCAAGGAAAAAUGAAAGUUCAGAUGUAUAUCUUCACUUGAAUCCAAGUAGUUUUAAUAUUAAAUUAACAGAAACGGGAAAGUACGAAGUUCAUGGCAACCCCAGGGCUGAAGACUUGGUAUACUUUUCGGAACAUUUUAAAUGCAGCUGUUUUAGCAAAAUGACUUGUGAGGAGACAUCUAAUAUAAAAAAUGUACAAGAUGUGAAUGUGUGCAUUGGUGACAAUGUUUGUAUAAAAGCCAAGGUAGAACCUAACCCAGCCUUCGCCCUCCUACCUGGCAAAAGCUUUCUCUUUAUGACAACCCUAGCUCACAUGCUGCAUCAUCUGCCACAAGAUAUUUUUGUUUUUCCACAGAAGAUGCUGGUUAGUGCUUUUUAGUUUUCUCUACCCACAGCAUUGGCUGUAUUAUUAUUUUUUGCAAGGCUCAGUAAUUUGGGAUUAUAAAUCGGAUUCUAUUUUGUAAAAGCAAUUCAGUUUUAAAAUUGAGAUUCUAUUUUUGAGUUUCAAAGACAAAUUAUAUAUUCUUCUACCAAAGACUGAUUGUAAGCAAGGCUACUACACUUAAAGAUUAGUUUUGGUGUAACAAGAUGAGGACUGAAUAAAAUAAAAUGACUAUAAAUUAAUGU
Molecule: messenger RNA, 2312 nt
Organism: Arvicanthis niloticus (Nile rat)
Lineage: Eukaryota; Metazoa; Chordata; Mammalia; Rodentia; Muridae
Source: RefSeq, a predicted model, not a curated record